UUCUUUCUUAGAUUCUUUAGUGGUUGAGGGUGAGAGGUAUAGCCACCAUGGAAGGAAAUUAAUGAGUGUUCAAUGGGGGGUGAUGUGAGGACUUGGACAAUUGUGAACCACUAGUCCAUUUCACAAGGCACGUGUUUUUCUCUCCAAAAAGAAUCAGCGUUGCUCAAUGACUUAGCUAUCGAUAUCUUUUCAAAAUUCUUGUGUAAGAAAAGUCCAAGGUAAAUUAAGAAGAGUGAAGAACAAGGGUUUGUUUUGUCUGUAUUACUGGCUAGGUUUUCUUCAAUCGUACAUACUACAUACCUAUGGCUUAUCUACUUUUUGUUUCCGACCUUUUACUGUUACCCCUAGUUGUCAACAGAAAAAUGGAGACCAAAACCAAGACCCUAUGUGGUCCUCACCAAUUUCUCUCAUAUCCUAUUUACCCUUCUGGUUUUUACUAUUUAUAUCAAAUGUUUAUGGUCAUGUCUUCCAUAUGUAACUCCUGAGUUUUUUUUUUCUCAGAACUUUCUUCUGGAUCUCUGAGGAAUUUAUGGACGCAAGCAGGUCUGAGGGAAAGAGAGUCUUGAGGUACAGCGAGGAGGAGGAAGAUGAAGAAGAAGAAGAAGAGGAAGAGGCUGAGACGGUUUUUGGAGAUGAUGGAAGGAGGAUUAAGAGAGUAAUGAGAGAUCUCUAUGGAAAGAAAGGGUCGAAAGCUGGAGGCUCAAUGCCACCUUCUUGUCAGGUGGAUAACUGUGAUGCUGAUCUAAGUGAAGCUAAGCAGUAUCACAGAAGACACAAGGUUUGUGAGUACCAUGCCAAGGCUCAUUCCGUACACAUGGCAGGGCUGCAACAAAGGUUUUGCCAACAAUGUAGCAGAUUCCAUGAACUGUCUGAAUUUGAUGAAUCGAAAAGGAGUUGUAGAACACGGUUGGUUGGUCAUAACGAGAGGCGACGCAAAAAUGCAGUUGACUAUCGUGGAGAUUAAUUUCUUCUUUUUGAACGAUGAACAUUAAUAAACCUUGAGGCAAGCAUGUGAUUGAAAUAAAAUUUCCCGUUGAGAUCUUGAAACUCAAAUCAUUCUUGCUGGCCUCUAAACAUGCUCUCUAUCUUCUGUCAAUAUUUUCAUAU
Molecule: messenger RNA, 1107 nt
Organism: Vigna umbellata (rice bean)
Lineage: Eukaryota; Viridiplantae; Streptophyta; Magnoliopsida; Fabales; Fabaceae
Product: squamosa promoter-binding protein 1-like
Biological process (GO): flower development
Cellular component (GO): nucleus
Molecular function (GO): DNA binding; DNA-binding transcription factor activity
Source: RefSeq, a predicted model, not a curated record